Erigeron canadensis is the source of this 1545-nucleotide messenger RNA. RefSeq lists its product as uncharacterized. The record is from RefSeq and is a predicted model, not a curated record. The transcript has 5 exons. Gene Ontology annotation, biological process: protein transport. NCBI's taxonomy places the organism in Eukaryota, Viridiplantae, Streptophyta, Magnoliopsida, Asterales, Asteraceae. The coding region runs from base 122 to 1405 and encodes 427 amino acids.
UUUGUGUAUGUCAUAACUCAUAAUAGUCUCAGCCUAACUUUGUUUCAAGCCUUCUAUCUUCGCUACGUAAACUGUUGCAUAGCAUUCAUCACAAAAACACCAAGCAAACAAACAAAGAGCCAUGGGAAGAAAGCUUGAUGCUCUCCUUGGCCGGAAAUCGAAGACCUCUAAGCUUAAAAACACCUUAAAUCUCGCCAUUUCCCACCUCGCUAUUCUCAAUAACCACCGCCGUGCUAGGUUCACCAUAGCGUACUCCGACCUUAUUCAACUCCUCCAUCUUAAUCAUCACGAACAAGCCCUCCUUCGGGUUGAGCAAGUGAUUAAGGACCAGAACAUGUUGGAUGUGUACGCUAUGGUAAAUGGCUAUUGUCUUCUUCUCAUACAAAGGAUCAACCUCAUAGACCAAGCAAAUGAUUGCCCAGAAGAACUAAAAGAAGCAGCAUCAAGCAUAUUAUACGCUGCUCCAAGAUGUGGGGAGUUCCCCGAGCUCCAAGAGAUUCGUCGAAUAUUAACAACUUUAUUUGGGAGGGACUUUGCUGAUGGUUCUAUUGAUUUACGAAGCAAUUGUGGAGUUAAUCAAAAGAUAAUACAAAAACUGUCACCAAAACAAUCGAGUUUGGAGUGCAGACUAAAAACACUAACAGAAAUCGCUAAGGAGAAUAGUAUUGUUCUGCAACUAGAGAAAACUUAUCCAGAAAUCAUAAAGGAGAAAUUGGUCACUGAAAAGAAGCCAAGUCAACUUAAAUCAGAAGCAACAGUUCUGCCAAAGAAAAUUGAAAAGGUCUUGAGUUUGUCAGAGUCAAUGAAAAAGUACAUGGAUGUUGAAGAAGCGGCACAAGAUGCUUUUGAAUCAGCAGCAUAUGCAGCGGCUGCCGCCAGAGCAGCAGUAGAACUCGUCCGCUCAGAAUCAUUUGAUUCUGUUGAUCUAGAUAGUCCCAAUUCUCGGCCCAAAAAGAUGCUUAAUUCUGAGUCCAUGAAGUCAAAACUUCACACGAGUGACUUCGAUCGAAUUGGGUAUGAGAAUGGAUCCUCAACUCCAAGAUACGAUUCAGAAUCCGAAUAUGAAGAUGAAAGAUCAAAAUACAACAUGAAAGCGGAAGAAAUAAAUGAUUUAUAUCCAGAUAAUUAUUCGGAUGAUGAGGAUGAUAGUAUAAAGUCAGUCAACAAGAAGAUGGUUUUUGAUAAAAUGAUUAAAAAUGAAGAAAUGGAGUUUCCAGCUAGAAAUGCACAUUUCUCAUCUUAUAAGCAGUUUCCAGCCAGGCAUCAAGCUAACCCAAAGUCAGGACUAGAUCCAGAAAACCCAGAAUCUCAUUUUGGUAAAGUGUUGAAAAUGCAUGGGGUGCAACAACUAGACAUAGAAAAUAACGUAAAUUUUACAAGGCCAAAACGAUUGUAUGGGCGAUAACCAGCUAGCAAAUGUAUUGUAGUUUUGUAUGUGUAGACGUGUAGUCGGCCUUAUGCAUAUUGGUUUCUUUCGUUUUUAGGUUUGUCUAUAUAUUUUGACCAUUGUUAUAACUAAUGAAAGGUACAAGAUUUUUGUUUAAA